UGUGAGGCACCAAUACCAUGGGCUAAAUUACCAGCACCUAUUUGCUGCGUCCCCUGCCAGAGCCUGAACUCCCCUGUUUACGGCCCUGACCUAACAUCCCAUUCUCCCCCAGCCAUGAUCCCAAAUCUGCCACUUUGAAAACCCUCAACCCGCUUUUCUCACGAGACUGUGAGGUUUCACUCGUGGAUUGGAUGGGGACGACAAAGAGGAACAUCUUUUCCUGAGUGGGAUUUAACAUCAGCUGGCUGAAACCGCCCAAGUAAGAUUACACAAGCAAAAUCAAAGGACAUUCGGCUGAAGUACCACCAUGGCUCAGGCAACUAAAGGUCCCGCAGUGAAGCCCAUCCCUCCCACUGCUGUAGACGCCCCAGCUAGGGCAGUGCACCCAGACUCACUUACAGCCCGGAGCCAUGGAAUUUUACGAAUCAUGAAUCGCCCGGCACAAUGGGUGGUCAUCAUCACACUUCUGAUCUCUUGGUCAAUAGCAGGUGUUGUCAUGUUUGACUUUGUCAGUGACGAUCAGAUAGCAAGCAUCCAAGAUUUCGGCUCUGAUCCAGUGCUAGCAGUGAACAAAGCCAUUGAAGUCAUUGAAAACAGGAUAAACCAUAUGAAUGAUAUGUUUAAUGAUGCUCAAGAGCACGUCACUGAAAUAAUAUGUAAUCCGGUGGAAGCUAUUAGUUCAGCUGCUGACUCAUCUGUGUCUUAUCUGUCAGGAAUAUUUAGUGCCGAUGGAGAUUCAGGAAUCACUGAAACAGUGAAAUAUGGGGGCACUGUAUUGGAUGAGGCUACAGAAUGGAUCAAAUCCCCAGUGAGCUACGUAUUCCACUUAUUUGAAGACAUUCUGGAUAUAGUGGUCGCUCCAGUGGAUAUGGUCAGUGAAGCUCUUGUACAAAUUUUAAGUGGGAUCAAGACUGUUAUACAGUGUAUUUCCACCAUGUUUGGGGGCAUUGAAGGGGACACAGGCAUCACUGAAACAGUGAAACUUGGUGGCACUGUAUUGGAUGAGGUUACUGACUGGAUUAGAUUCCCAGUGGCUUACUUAUUCCACUUAUUUGAAGAUAUCCUGGAUGUAGCAAUCAUUUAUCCAGCAGAUAUUGCCAGUGAAGCAGCUCUGCAAAUUUUAAGUGGGAUCAAGACCAUUUCUUCAGCCAUAUUCGGGAACCUUGAAGCUUGGUUUCCCAAAAUGAGCACUGAUCCUGCGGAGCUGGCUGAAAUAGUUGUAGAGGAGGCCGCAGAAGUAAAGACCACCGUUUCUAAUUACCUGUCCAGUCUGUUUGCAGCGGAUGAAGGUGGUAUUCCUGACCUUAGCUUUGAUCCCAUGAAAGUUGUCACAGACACUGUUGAGGAGUUUGCUGACAGGAGGGAUAUGCUCUUGGCUUAUCUCUCAAACAUGCUCAUGGAAGACAAAGAUGACACACCGCAAGUGAUAAGACGAAAAGGAGAAUUUCUGCCCCCAAUGGAAAAAGUUGCAGAAAUACUAGGCAAAACACAGGACCCUGCCUAUGCUGCCUACAUUGCUGUGAGAUCCACAGACAGUACUAAACAGGAAAUAAAAGAGGUUGAGGAGGAACACGGUGAGGUAGAAGCUGCUGAAGAUACAACUGAAAAAGCUCAAGAUAUUGUGGACAUUACAACGGAGGAAGGGAGGGUUGAAACGGCUUGGGACAGCUCUGAUGUCACAGUUGAAGACGAUGAGGCUGCCUCCAAUGUCAUGGAGGAGGAUAAAACUGCUGGAACAGUUGAAGAUAUUGCAGAUGCUACAGAGAAGGAACCUUCUGUUAUGCAAGAAGACAUAGAUGGGGAAAUAGAACCUGAAAAGUUUGAGGAUAUCUCUGAUUUUGCAGAGGACGAAUCAACUGAUAUGGCCUCUGAUGCUACAGAUGUGAAGGACAUGGAUGAUACUUCAGAUGUUGUAACAGCAGAUGAUGAAGUUACUGAAACAGUUGGAGAUAUUUUGGAUGUUACAGAGGAGGAACUUUCUGAUAUGGCAGAAGUCAUAGGUGAGGCAAAAGCAACUGAAAAGGUUGAAGAUAUCUCAGAUUUUGCAGAGGACAAAUCAACUGAAAUUACUGAAUCUGAUGCUACAGAUAUAAAAAACAUUGACGAUACCUCAGAUGUCGUUACAGAGGAAGAAGAAGUUACUGAAACAGUUGAAGAUGUAGAUGUUACAGUGGAGGAAACAUCUGAUAUUCCAGAAGUAAUAGAUGAGGAAAUAGCAACAGAAAAGUUUGAAGAUAUCUCUGAUUUUAAAGAGGACGAAUCAGCUGAAAAGACCUCUGAUGUGACCGAAGACAUUGAUGCUGUUACAGAGGAAGAAGUAGUUACUGAAACAGCUGAAGAUAUUCCAGAUGUUACAGAGGAGGAAACAUAUGACAUUCCAGAAGUCAUAGAUGAGGAAUUAGCAACUGAAAAGGCUGAUGAUAUCUUUGACUCCGUAGAGGACAAGUCAACUAUGAUAACCUCUGAUGUGACAGAAGACACUGAUUAUACCUCAGAUGUUGUUACAGAGGGAGAAGUUACUAAAUCAGUUGAAGAUAUUGCAGAUGUUACAGAGGAACCAUCUGAUAUGCCAGAAGUCAUCGACAUGGAUGAUACAUCAGAUCAAGAUACCUCUGCAGUUAUAGAGGAGAAAGAAUCAACUGAAACAAUUGAAGAAGCAGCAAUUGAAACAGCAGAAGGUACUUCCUAUGUUACAACCAAAACUGAAUUAGACAAUACAGAUGAAAAUGAAUUUCAGAAAUAUCCCAGUGUUACAGAGGAGGAGGAAGAACCUGAAAAAGUUAAAGAUACUUCUGAUUUCUUAGGUGAGGAAGAAGAACCUGAGACAGAUGAAGAUGCCAGCACUGAAGAAACAGCCGAAGAGUCACUAGAAAAAGAACAGCCACCUGAAUUGGCUGAAGCUACUCCAGAUACCAUCUGUGUAAAGGAAAAGACUGAAGCAACAGAACUUGAUGAUCUUGAAGUCCUGGGUAAGGAUGACAUGAAAGUGGAAGGCAAGGAGGAGAAGGAAGAUGUGGCAAUUGCUGAUGCUGAAAAGGGCACAAAGAACCUGGAUCUAGAUGAAGAUGAGGUUGAGGUUUUAAAAGAGGAGACUAAAGAUCAAACUAUCUUGGGAACCACUGCUGGUGAAGAUGACCAUGAUGAUGAAGAGGAGCUUGUCCUUUCUCCUGUCCAGCAGGACCUAACAAGCAGAGAUGAUGAAAAUAACAAUAACAAUGACAGGAAGAAAGAUGCCAUAAAAAGAGGCCUGAGCGGGAGAAAAACAUCAAAGAGUCAUUCCACUGAAACAGAUGACCAAGAAGCGCACACGCAUCUUCAUGAAGUUCUUGAACAAGUGAAAGAAGCCAAAGAGAAAAAAGCUAGAGAGGAGAUAUACAAAAUCAUUCAAGAUAUGAGGGAGAAGAAGGCUGAUGGUGAAGAGGAAGAGAUAACACUACAACAAAUAAACAUAACAGUAGAAAAAGUCAAGAAAAAAAAAGAACAUGAGAAAAAGGAGAUAGAAAAAGCUAAAAGAAAAGAAAAAUCCAAAGAGGACAAGACUCGAGAACCAACAAAAAAGGACACCAAGAAAAAACCUGACAAAAAGGUCAAGGUGACUAAAGUGGAUGAGGAACCUCUAAAAAAGAAGAAAUCUGGACCUGAGAAAAAGGUUAAACCAGCAAAGAAAGAUGUUGAGAUGGCCAAGGACAAAAUCAAAGCAGUACCUGUAAAGAAAGAAGCUGAAGUGGCCAAAAAAGAGACCAAACCAGCACCAUCUAAGAAAGAGCCCGAAGUUACAAAAGAAAAGGCCAAACCAGCUCGUUCAAAGAAAGAAAAAUCUGAUGUUAUCAAAGAAAAGGCAAAACCAGCUCCAAAAGAAAAGGUUGCUGAGGUUGUCAAGAAAAAAGCUAAGCCAGUAAAGAAAGAACCUGAGGUUAUUAAAGAAAAGGUCCAGCCUGCACCUUCAAAGAAAGAUACUGAAGCUACUAAGGAGAAAGUGAAACCAGCCCCAGUUAAGAAAGAGCCUGAGGUUUCCAAAGAAAAAGCCAAGCCAGAACCUUCAAAGAAAGAGGCUGAAGCUGUUGAAGAGAAGGCUGAACCAGCACCAGCUAAAAAAGAACCUGAAAUUAUUAAAGAAAAGGAGAAACCUCCAAAGAAAGAAGCUGUAAAAGAAAAGCCCAAACCUGCUUCUGUAAAGAAAGAACCUGAAGUUCCAAAAGAAAAAGCAAAACCUGAACCUACCAAAAAAGAGGCAGAAGUUGCCAAGGACAAACUUAAACCUGUCGCAGUGAAGAAAGAACCUGCUGUUGCAGUUGAAAAGGCAAAACCUAAACCUGCACCAAAGAAAGAACCUGAAGUUACCAAAGAGAAAGCCAAACCAGAACCUGCAAAGAAAGAACCUGAGAUAACCAAAGAAAAACCCAGGGCACCAAAGAAAGAGGCUAAAGUUGUCAAGGAGGAAGCUAAACCAGCUCCUGUAAAGAAAGAGGCUGAAGUCAUCAAAGAUGUUAAACCAGCCCAUGAGAAGAGAGAGGUCAUCAAGGAGAAAGUUAAACCAGCUCCUGUAAAGAAAGAGCCUGAAUUUGCUAAAGAAAAGACACCUGAAUCAAAACCCAAAAUAGAGCCUGAAGUUAUCAAAGAGAAACCAGCACCUCCAAAGAAAGCUGAGGUUCCAAAGGAAAAGGCAAAGCCAGUCCAAGAAAAGAAAGCACCUGAAAUAAUCAAAGAAAAACCAAAGCCAGCUCCAAAGAAAGAAGCUGAAGUCAUCAAAGAGAAAGUAAAACCAGCCCCUGAGAAGAAAGAGGCUGAAGUCAUUAAGGAGAAAGUAGCUCCUGUAAAGAAAGAGCCUGAAGUUGCAAUAGAAAAGGCACCUGAACCAAAACCGAAACCCACAGAGAAAGUUGAGGUUCCAAAGGAAAAGGAAAAACCAGUUUCUGAAAAGAAAGCAGCAGAACCUGAAAUAGCCAAAGAAAAACCCAAACCUGUGCCAAAGAAGGAGGCUGAAGUCAUCAAAGAGAAAGUUAAACCAGCUCCUGAGAAGAAAGAGCCUGAAGGCAUUAAGGAAAAAGUUAAACCAGCUCUUGAGAAAAAAGAGGCUGAAGUCAUCAAGGAGAAAGUUCAGCCAGCUCCUGUAAAGAAAGAGCCUGAAGUUACUAAAGAGAAAGCUAAACGGACCCCUGGGAAGAAAGAGGCUGAAGUCAUCAAGGAGAAAAUUAAACCAGCCUCUGUAAAGAAAGAACUUGAGAUCAUUAAAGUAAAACCCAAGCCAGCACCAAAGAAAGAGGCUGAAGUCAUCAAAGAGAAAGCUAAACCAGCCCCUGAAAAGAAAGAGGCUGAAGUUAAGGAGAAAGCUAAACCAGCUACUGUAAAGAAAGAGCCUGAAGUUGCUAAAGAAAAGGCUCCUGAACCCAAACCCAAAAAAGAACCUGAAGCUGUUAAAGAGAAAGCUAAACCAGUACCUAAGUUGAAAGAAGCUGAUGUCAUCAAGGAAAAAUCUAAACCAGCCGCUGAGAAGAAAGAGGCUGAAGUCAUCAAGGAGAAAGCUAAACCAGCUCCUGUAAAGAAAGAGCCUGAUGCUGUUAAAGAAAAGGCUUCAGAACCAAAACCCAAAAUAGAGGCUGAAGUCAUCAAAGAGAAAGCUAAACCUGUCCCUAAGAAGAAAGAGGCAGAAAUUAUUGAGGAGAAAAUUAAACCAGCUCCUAUAAAGAAAGAGCCAGAGGUUCCUAAAGAAAAGGAACUUGAACCAACACCAGAACCUGCAAAGAGAGUUGAAGCUCCAAAGGAAAGGGCGAAACUAGUCCCUAAAGAAAAAGCACCUGAGAUAACUAAAGAAAAACCAAAACCAGCACUAAAGAAAGAGCCUGAAGUCAAGGAAAAGGCUAAACCAGCCCCUGAGAAGAAAGAGGCUGAAGUCAUCAAGGAGAAAGUUAAACCAGCUCCUGUAAAGAAAGAGCCUGAAGUUCCUAAAGAAAAAGCUCCUGAACCAAAACUCAAAAGAGUACCUGAAGUCAUCAAAGAGAAAGUAAAACCAGCCCCUGAAAAGAAAGAGGCUGAAGUCAAGGAGAAAGCUAAACCAGCCCCUGAGAAGAAAGAGGCUGAAGUCAUCAAGGAGAAAGUUAAACCAGCUCCUGUAAAGAAAGAGCCUGAAGUUCCUAAAGAAAAGGCUCCUGAACCAAAACCCAAAAAAGAAGUAGAAGUCAUCAAAGAGAAAGUAAAACCAGCCCCUGAGAAGAAAGAGGCUGAAGUCAUCAAGGAAAAAGUUAAACCAGCUCCUGUAAAGAAAGAGCCUGACGUUCCUAAAGAGAAGGGACCUGAACCAAAACCCAAAAGAGAAGUCAUCAAGGAGAAACCUAAACCAGUGCCUGAAAAGAAAGAGGCUGAAGUCAUCAAGGAGAAAGUUAAACCAGCUCCUGUUAAGAAAGAAGUCAUCAAGGAGAAACCUAAACCAGUGCCUGAAAAGAAAGAGGCUGACGUCAUCAAGGAGAAAGUUAAACCAGCUCCUGUAAAGAAAGAAGUCAUCAAAGAGAAACCUAAACCAGCACCUGAAAAGAAAGAGACUGAAGUCAUCAAGGAGAAAGUUAAACCAGCUCCUGUAAAGAAAGAAGUCAUCAAGGAGAAACCUAAACCAGUGCCUGAAAAGAAAGAGGCCGAAGUCAUCAAGGAGAAAGUUAAACCAGCCCCUGUUAAGAAAGAAGUCAUCAAGGAGAAACCUAAAACAGUGACUGAAAAGAAAGAAGCUGACGUCAUCAAGGAGAAAGUUAAACCGGCUCCUGUAAAGAAAGGGCCUGAAGUUGCUAAAGAAAAGGUACCUGAACCAGCACCAAGAAUAGCACCUGAGAUAACCAAAGAAAAGCCAAAGGCAGCACCAAAGAAAGAGGCCGAAGUCGUCAAAGAGAAAGCUAAACCAUCUCCUGAGAAGAAAGAAGCUGAAGUCAUCAAAAAGAAAGUUAAACCAACUCCUGUAAAGAAAGAGCCCGAAGUUGCUAAAGAAAAGGCACCUGAACCGGCACCAAAAAUAGCACAUGAGAUAGUCAAAGAAAAGCCAAAGCCAGCACCAAAGAAAGAGGCUGAAGUCAUCAAAGAGAAACCUAAACCAGUUCCUGAGAAGAAAGAGGCUAAAGUCAUCAAGGAGAAAGUUAAGCCAACUCCUGUAAAGAAAGAGCCUGAAGUUCAUAAAGAAAAGGCAAAGCCAGCACCAAAGAAAGAAGCUGUAGCCAUCAAAGAAGAAGCUAAAGCAGCCCCCGUGAAGGAAGAGGCUGAAAUUUUCAAAGAGAAAGCUAAAGCAACCCCUGUGAAGAAAGAGGCUGAAGUCAUCGAGGAGAAAGCUAAACCAGCUCCUGAGAAGAAAGUGUCUGAAGUCUUCAAGGAGAAAGUUAAGCAAGCGCCUCUAAAGCAAGAGCCUGAAGUCUCAAAAGAAAAGUUAUUAGAGCCAACACCUAAAAAAAAAGAUGAUGUUGGUCUUAUUGGUUUGGACUUGGAACUCCUGAACUCUAUCAACCAAAAACUGUCUCUUCUGGACUUACUGAGGAAGGACAUUGGUGAAAUGAAGAGUGAUCUGGAGUCCACUCAAAAUCAAAUCACACUUUUACGGAUGGACAACAGAACAAUCAAAGAGCCAGAGACUGUAAAGGUGAAAGCAGCGGUGUCCAAGGAAAAGCUGAAAACAGCAAAAAAAGACCGUGAUGCUCUGAUGAACGUUACUAAGACAGCACAUAUUAAAACAGAACGUGAUGCACUAAAAAACAUCACUAAACCAGCACCUGCAAAGAAAGAUAAAGAGGCUCCAAAAGCUAAGAUCAGACCAGAGCCCAAAAAGAAAGAAAUCACCCGUGAGAAGGUCAAAGAAGAAAAGGAACCUUUAAAGAAAGAACCUGAGCAGGUCAAAGAAAGAGUAGUCGAGCCAACUGAGAAGGAACCUGUUGUGGCCAAGGGAGUAAAAAGAGAAGAACCUGAUGUCACCAAAGAUAUUCCAGAGAUAGAGGAGGAGGACGUUCCCUACUUCCAGUGUUUCUUUGUGGAUGAGGAUGAUACUCAGUAUCCGUUCUUCCCCUUUUCACCACCGCUGUGGUGAGUCCAGACAAACCUCGCAGUCUGCUGUUAAACAACAUGGCAAAGCCAGUGAAGACGGACCUGUGAACGCUGAGGAACCUGAUGCUCUGAUGCAGUGGAGAGCUUCACAGUAGGUCCUACAGCAUUACACCAGCAACGACUUCCUGGAUUUUAAAACUGGAAAACGUCCUUCUCAAAUAAUUUGUCAUUUUGAAGGACAGAGGUUGCAAAUGUUGCACUAUUUAUUAUAUAAUCUUAAGGCUAUCCCUCUUUUUAUUAAUAUAAUGGAUUUGCCUUUUGUUUCAGAAUGAUUAAUAUCUAUUUAUGUCCAAGAAGGAAUGUGAGUAUAGUUUGUCCAGACAGCGCUGACUUGAAGUAAUGUAAGAACUAACUUCCUUUCUGAACACUGCAGUGGGUUCAGGAUCGUAAUAUUUUAUACAUACAAGGUACAUAACCUCAUUUUGAUGGGGUGCUAAUUCAAAGCAUUCCACUGUGUUUUCUGUCAGAAUGGGGUUUGAAAGUUGUUCACUGUUCGCACAACUGGAAGGGAGGAUAUAAUUAAUCAAGAAAUAAGUAAACAACGAUUUCAUGUAUCUUUUCUUAGUAAAACUGUUUACUAAACCGUUUACAGAAGUAACAACUGCACUGAGAAAUAAGAGCUUUCCACCGUAAGCUCAGUUCCUCUGAAUGUAUACAUUUUAUUUAUUUUUAUUUUAUUUUUGUUUUAUUUCUCUCCUUUUUUUUAGCUUUCCAUACAUUUUAUUUCAUAUAACUUGUCAAACUUUUUAUAAAUCACAGAGGAAACGAAUAUGUUUUAUUCAGUGCUCUUUAUAAAUGAGCACACUGGAUUUUGCAUAACAAAAUGAAACUAAAAUGUGGUGCUAAAUCCAAGAAAAUGCAUUAAACAUCAAUGCAACUGCAUUGUUUUAAUAUAUUACAUUGCAAACCCUACCAGUGUACUGUUUUUGAAUUUCUCCGCAUAACAAUAGUUUAUGUACGAUAAUGUCUGUAAAAAUGUGGAUGUGUUUUUGCAAUAUUACAUGGAUAGUCCUACCUAACAUAGAGCAGCCAAUUAAAUGGCAUUCUGAAUUGUCUAUUGCACAUUAUACUCAUACAGAAGAUAAAAUUAUGUGCCAGAUGAAAGGUAUUGCAUGCAACAACAGUGUUUCUCAGCACUGCCCCUAGUGGCUCGCUGGCUCAUUACUUCAUUACUUGAUUUAAUGAUGUUAGUGAGUGUUUAAUGGUGUGUACUAGUGAGACACACCAUUAAACUAGUGUGCCGGUGGGCCGCCCCGGAGACAUUUCUUUUACUGCCGCUGUCUUUUCUGCAGGAGUUCAGCAUGUGGCUCCAUUGAGGAUAAACUCAUGUCUGUACAAAGAGCUUUUUUUCUCUGAUGUACAGUAACUUAGGGUGACUGUAGAUUCUAUUUUCCCCAGACAUGUCCUGGCCAGGAUUUCUAAAUGGCCUAAAAUGUCUGAGUUUUGGCUUUGUUUUUGUACUUGCUGAAGGUAAUGACUGAAAAGUAGUUUGUGCAGGCAUUGUGCUUAAUUGACCAAUUGUGGCGUGCAAGAAGGUGGGAUGCAGAGAACGGUCAAAGCAAUGCAAAUACAUGUACAUAUAAUGUAUGAGGACUGUAAAUAGCAUGUCAGUAAG
Messenger RNA from Sinocyclocheilus rhinocerous, 9682 nucleotides. RefSeq names its product titin. The transcript has 107 exons. Gene Ontology annotation, molecular function: signaling receptor binding. NCBI's taxonomy places the organism in Eukaryota, Metazoa, Chordata, Actinopteri, Cypriniformes, Cyprinidae. Bases 308 to 8050 code for a protein of 2580 amino acids. The record is from RefSeq and is a predicted model, not a curated record. Gene Ontology annotation, cellular component: membrane; sarcoplasmic reticulum.